Messenger RNA from Cuscuta europaea, 1924 nucleotides. The record is from the annotation of a GenBank genome assembly. NCBI's taxonomy places the organism in Eukaryota, Viridiplantae, Streptophyta, Magnoliopsida, Solanales, Convolvulaceae.
CUUAUAAACUCCGCCUUAGACAAGAUUCUGCCAUUCUGGUCUCAAAUUCUCAGGUACUUUUUGAAGUAUUAACAGUUAAGAAUUUACCCCGUGCUGGGGCGCCGGUCUUAUUUUGUUCUUCACAUCUCCAUAGUCCAUCUGCAGUCAUUACUAGUUCUGGGCAAUCCCCGGAUCCACGCCGGACGAAACCCGCCAAACGCACCACUCCUGCCAACUCCAAUAGUUUUACUCAGGAAGGCUGAAAAUGACUGAUUCUAGAGAAGAGUCUCCAGACUGGCUUCGAUCUUUUCAGGUCAUGUUUGUUGGUGCAAUGCAUGUUUGGUUGAGGAUUUUUUGGUUUUGCAAACUAUGGAUGCUCAUGUCUUUGCUUUGAGUUGGUAUCUUGCGUGUUCAUUGAGCAUUUAAUUCUAUAACAGACACCUACUCUAACAGCUCUGUCUUCGGGGUCACCAUCUCCAUUAAGUGAUGACCUUGUUAGUGGUGAUGAUGACGAUGAUGAUGGACUGAGUCUCGGAAAACUGUUUUCCAUAGAGGAACCCAAUAAAGUUAAGACUAAAAACAAUCUGAAUGGGGAUAAGUUAUUAAGCAAGAUGCCUUCUAAAAGCAAACUUCCCAAUAAGAAGGAAAUGGAGCAUAUACAAGGAGGAAAGAGAAAAAGAGAGAGUCAACCUAAAAAUGAAGGUGGUGAUGACGAUGAUUUCAAGGUUUUUACCAAGAGAAAAGCUACAAAAGUGCCUGUUUCUGUUGAGGAACCUAUGCAUCCACCCUUGGAUCUUUCCUCCGACUCUGAGUCUUGUCCUGAUACGAGUCCUGUAAGAAUGGGUAAUAUCCUUGACAAAGAAUUGCAUGCACAUAAUGAAGUUCAAGACAUGAAGUCUGACGCAACAAAAGAUCUAGUAUUCCUUGACAGUGAUGAAGAAUCUGCACCAACCAAGGAUUUGAAGCUGCAAUCUUCAAAAAAACAAAUAGGAAAAGAAAACCGCACACCAAAGAAGAAAGUAGAAAGUGAGAAAAAUUUUGACGUUGGAAAUAAAGGGAGCAUGGAUGCAAAUGAGGAAGAUAUUCUGGAGAAGCAUAAUGGACCACAUGUUUCAUCUUCAAGGAUCCCUUUGUUACUUCCUGAGAAAGUACAAAGGACAAAGGCACUUGUGGAGUGUGAUGGUGAUUCCAUAGAUUUGAGUGGUGAUGUUGGUGCUGUUGGACGAGUAGUGAUUUCAGAUAAUCCCUCUAGAAGCAAUGAAAUGCUUUUGGAUCUGAAAGGAACUAUUUACAAAACAACAAUAGUGCCUUCCCGGACAUUCUGUGUGGUAAGCUUUGGUCAAUCAGAAGCAAAGAUCGAAGCCAUCAUGAAUGACUUCAUCCAAUUGACGCCUCUAUCUAAUGUUCAUAAUGCUGAAACAAUGGUUGAAGGAACUCUUGAUGGGUAUUCAUUUGAUUCGGAUAUGGAGGUUGACAAUAUGCCAAAAAAGGCUGGUGAAGACAAGCAAACAGAAACCACCGAGGAUGAAAAAAAGGGAAAAACAAAACGAAAAGCCAAAAAAUCAGUGGCGGCUGAACAAAAGAAGGGAAAAAUUGGAGGGGCCAAGCUACCAAAAAAAUUGAAAAAGAAACCACAAGUUACAAAGAAAAACAAGAAAAAGUGAGAUGAUGUUUUGACCUUGGUGCAUACAAUAUUUGUGUUACAUGUAUAUAUUCUUCUGAUCUUCUCUUAUAUAGUUAUUAUAUCCAUAUAUUCUACUCACUUAGUAAUAUUCCUUCGUUUCACAUGUAUUUCUUCAACCUUACAUAGCGUGAUGGGAUAUUUCUAUAGUUCUGGGGGAGGUUUGAAAGAAUCUACACCUGUGUUUUAUGUGAACUUAUUACAUACUGCUACAUCGUUGUAACUGUGUUGGAUUUAAUGAAAUGACGUUUUAGUUUUUGAUUA